This is a messenger RNA of Helicoverpa zea (corn earworm), 3179 nucleotides long. RefSeq names its product ATP-binding cassette sub-family F member 1. The record is from RefSeq and is a predicted model, not a curated record. The transcript is spliced from 17 exons. Lineage: Eukaryota; Metazoa; Arthropoda; Insecta; Lepidoptera; Noctuidae. Gene Ontology annotation, molecular function: ATP hydrolysis activity; ATP binding. The coding region runs from base 144 to 2903 and encodes 919 amino acids.
CAGUGGAGUACUCAGUCAGUGUCAGUCUGUCAAGUUCAGCCAGGCAGUUUACAGUUGAUCACCUGUGAAUUGCAUUAUAUUUUAGUGAGUUGGCUAUUUUACUGUAAUUUUACACUAAACACAUAUCUCUAUUAAGUAAAAAAAUGUCGAAAAAGAAGGGAUCCAAGAAGACCCAAGACUUCGAUGACGACUUUGAGGAGAAAAAGACUUUAUCCAACGAUUCUCAUGAGGUAACCUCUAAAAGUAAGGGAAAAGGGAAGAAGAAGGGUAAAAGCAAUGCAGGUGAUUGGAGCGACAGUGAAGAAGGAGAUCAUCAGAAGAAGGUUUUAGCAUCCGAUGACGAAGACGUUCCGAAACCAGCAGCAAAGAAAUCACAAAAGAAAGCUAAAAAUAAAAAGAAGGGCCAUGAUUCUGAUGAAGAGCUAGAUGACAGUAAAUCAGUAGCCAGCAAUGCCACCAGCACUGCUCCUAAACCUGCAGCCAAGGCUAGCAAAAAGAAGAAAGGCAAAGGUAAGAAGGAUGAGGACUGGUCUUCAGAAGGUAGCGAUGUUGAACUGAAAGAAGUUUCAGAAGAGGAAACUGUGAAGCCUGUAUCUAAAAAGAAAACUAAAAAUAAAAAGAAGAAUAUAGAAGCUGAAUCUUCAGAGGAUGAGGAUCAUGAUGACUCCAAAUCAGUAGUAAGCAAUGUUUCAAGCAACCAAGCCAAGCCUGCUGCUAAGUCAAAGAAACAAAAAGGUAAAGGAAAGAAAGAAGACUGGCCCGAUGAGGAAAGUGAUAAGGAAUUAAAAAUGGAACCAUCUGAAGAUGAAGAAGAAAUUGUAAUUCCUGUAGUUAAGAAAGGUAAAAAUAAAAAGAAGAACAACAUUGAUGAUAUUGAGGCAGAAUUAAAGAAGUUUGAAAUGAAGGAUCCUGAACCAGAACCUGAACCACCGGCUAAAACAAAGGAAUCAAAGAAGAAAUCCAAACCAGUAGAAAUUGUAGAACCUGAAGGUUCUGGUGAUGAAGUAUCCAUGGAGACUGAUGACAAGGUUGCAGACCUUCCCGAAAAAGAGAAAGAGGAGCCAGCGGAGAAGAAAAUGAGUCACAAAGAGAAGAAGAAGUUGAAGAAACAACAGGAGUAUGAGAAGCAGAUGGAACUGCUUACCAAGAAGGGUGGUCAGGGUCACAGUGAUCUGGAUGCUAACUUCACUGUUAGUCAGGCACAGAAAACUGCUGGUCAAAUGGCAGCCCUAGAAAAUGCAGUAGACAUCAAAGUAGAGAACUUCUCAAUAGCCGCGAAAGGCAAAGACUUAUUCGUGAAUGCUAACCUCCUUAUUGCCAACGGUCGGAGGUACGGUCUUGUAGGCCCUAACGGUCACGGCAAGACGACCUUACUGAGGCACUUGGCACAACGUGCGUUUCCUUUGCCACCGCAUAUAGAUAUACUGCUUUGUGAACAAGAAGUGACAGCUAGUGAUAUGAGUGCCGUCGAUACUCUGUUGGAAGCUGAUGUGAAGAGGACUGAAUUGCUCAAGGAAUGCAAAGAAUUGGAAGCUUUAACAGAAAAGGGAGAUCUCAGUAAACAGGAUAGGUUGAAUGAGGUAUAUGCAGAACUGAAAGCGAUAGGCGCGGACUCUGCGGAGCCCCGUGCGCGGCGUAUCCUGGCCGGGUUAGGGUUCAGUCGGGAGAUGCAGGAUCGUGCCACUAAGAACUUCUCUGGAGGCUGGCGAAUGAGAGUGUCGCUUGCUAGAGCUCUGUACGUGGAGCCGACGCUACUAAUGCUUGACGAGCCUACGAACCAUUUAGAUCUGAACGCUGUCAUUUGGUUAGACAACUACCUCCAAGGUUGGAAGAAGACCCUUCUCGUAGUAUCUCACGACCAGUCGUUCUUAGAUAACGUGUGUAACGAGAUCAUUCACUUGGACACGCAGAAGUUGUACUAUUACAAGGGCAAUUACUCCAUGUUCAAGAAAAUGUACGCUCAGAAGAGAAAGGAGAUGAUUAAGGAGUAUGAGAAGCAAGAGAAGAGAUUGAAGGACUUGAAGGCGCAUGGACAAUCUAAGAAACAAGCUGAAAAGAAACAAAAGGACGCUCUAACCCGCAAACAAGAGAAGAACCGCAGCAAGGCUCAGCGUGAAGACGAGGACAGUGCAGCCCCCACCGCGCUGCUGCAGCGGCCCAAGGAGUACAUCGUCAAGUUCUCGUUCCCCGACCCACCGCCACUGCAGCCUCCUAUACUUGGCUUGCUUAAUGUGGACUUCAACUUCCCGAGUCAGAAGCCGCUGUUCAAGGGCGUAGACUUCGGCAUAGACUUGAACUCGCGUAUCGCCAUCGUUGGGCCCAACGGUGUAGGCAAGUCUACCUUCCUCAAACUGCUGGUGGGAGAACUGUCGCCCGUGAAAGGAGAACUUAUUAGGAACCAUAGACUGAGGAUAGGUCGCUUCGACCAGCAUUCGGGCGAACAUUUGACCGCCGAAGAAACGCCCGCCGAGUACCUACAGAGGUUAUUCGGCUUACAAUACGAGAAGGCGAGGAAAGCCCUCGGUACCUUCGGCUUGGCCAGUCAUGCGCAUACUAUUAAAAUGAUGGACCUCAGUGGAGGUCAGAAGGCCAGGGUGGCGCUCGCUGAGUUGACCCUUAUGGCACCUGAUGUUGUUAUUUUGGAUGAACCUACAAACAACUUGGACAUCGAGAGUAUAGACGCGUUAGCCGACGCGAUCAACGAUUACAAGGGCGGCGUCGUCAUCGUGUCUCACGACGAACGACUCAUCAGGGAGACUGACUGUGCGCUCUACGUUAUUGAAGACCAGACUAUUAAUGAGGUUGACGGAGACUUCGAUGACUACCGUAAGGAGUUGCUGGAGAGCCUCGGAGAGACCAUCAACUCGCCUUCGAUCAUCGCCAACGCUGCGGUCCAACAAUAAGAGAAAGGGACCCGUUGUACCAUUUGUUGAAAUUAUUUGCACCUGUACUUAUGUUUUAUAUACAUGUACUCCCACAUUUUUACUUACGGCUAGUUGCACCAUUUAACUAUCAUCAAUCAUCAUCAUCAUCAUCAUGUCAGCCAAUUGCCGUCCACUGCUGAACGUGGGUCUCCCCCAACGAACGCCAACCUAACCAUUUUCAGAUGUCAAAUUGCCGAUUUGACCAAUGGCCGGCGAGUACACGGCUGGUUAUUGUCAUAGUUAAAUGGUGCAAUU